UUUUGUUUUCUUUUUUUUUUCUACAAACCACUAUCCAUUUUUAUCAACUUCAUACAAAAAGGAAAUUAGGAAAAAAAAAAAGAGUCAAACCACCCUAGAGGAAAUUCGAGUGCUUUCUCUGAUCUUCCUCUAGCUUCUUUCUUUUUGAUCUUCAUUACAAUUAUUAAUUAAUUCUUGUUUGAAGAUUGAUUUCUGAGUGAAUUUUCUCCUUUAUUUACAUGGAAUGAAAGCUGAGUUUCCUCACAAAGAAGGGGUUGGUUUGGCUCAUGUUGUUUUAACUUUGAAAAGUAUUUCCAAUAAUUUUCUUGAAUCAACCACCAAAUAUAUAUACUUAUAUAUAAAGCUGUAAAUACAUAAUUAGGUAACAAAGAUAACAAUGGCUUCAAAACCUAAGAUGAAGGGCAUUUUCAAGGGCUUCAAGUACAUUUCCCAAAUUUUUGAUGAUGAAAAAGAAGGCGAAAUACAAAUUGGUUUACCCACAGAUGUAAAGCAUGUGGCGCAUAUUGGAUGGGAUGGACCUGCCGUUGAUACCCCAAGCUGGAUGAAUCAGUUUAGUGAAUCUCCAGGUUUGCAUUCUGCUCCUUUAGGGCCCCCAACUGGUGGAGACAAAAGGGAGCCUGAAAUUAAAUGGGUCUCUGAAGAUGCAAACACCAAGAGAAGUAAUAGAAACGCUGAUCUUCCUGACGUACCAAGAUCGUCAAGGCGCAAUCAGUCGGGAGAUGGCGAGUCGUCUCCGAAGAAGCAAAAAGAUCCCAAUAAGGUAAAACAGAGGAGAAAUCACUCAAGGGACUCAGUGGAAGGAGGUAGUGUUAAGUCGAACCGCGAGCCAUCUGACUCGGCCAACCCCGGGGUCCCGGAUCCCGCCAAGAAAUCGCGAAGAAAAAAGUCAAGGGACUCCAAUGGAUCUGCACGUCCUCGGUCGAGGGCCAACGCCGAUCCCGGCCCCGAUGGUGAAUCAUCUAUCCACAAUUCCGAAUUGGAUAACAACUGACCACCUUCUUCAACAAAAAUCUUUGUCUUUUUGUUGUUUUGUUUUUUAUUCAUAGUUAGCUCUAAUGCACCAUUUGGAUAACAUUUCUACUUAUCGAUGGUAUAAGAUUGGAUCCUUAGAAAUAAACGGUAUACUUUCUUCUCU
Molecule: messenger RNA, 1135 nt
Organism: Salvia splendens (bonfire salvia)
Lineage: Eukaryota; Viridiplantae; Streptophyta; Magnoliopsida; Lamiales; Lamiaceae
Product: CRIB domain-containing protein RIC6
Exons: 4
Coding region: 377-991 (204 amino acids)
Source: RefSeq, a predicted model, not a curated record